GGAGUCGGAGUCUACCGAGUAAAAAGCUUUCCCCGAUCGAUCAGUUGAAAUGACGAUAGCAGCAGGGAUCGGCUACGCCUUGCUAGCGCUAGGCCCCUCCCUCUCCCUCUUCGUCUCUGUCAUCUCCAAGAAACCCUUUCUGGUUCUUACCGUCCUUUCAAGUACAUUGUUAUGGCUUAUAAGUCUCAUCGUGUUGUCGGGAUUGUGGAGGGCAUUCCUACCUCUGAAAUCAUCGGCAUGGUGGCCGUAUGGCAUUCUCAUAUUCACAUCUGUUGUGUUUCAAGAAGGGCUUCGGGUUCUUUUCUGGAAGGUCUACAAGAAGUUGGAAGAUACAUUGGAUGCUUUUGCUGAUAGAGUCUCUAAACCACGGCUAUAUUUAACUGAUAAGAUGCAAAUCGCUCUGGCUGGAGGUCUGGGUCAUGGUGUGGCACAUGCUGUGUUUUUCUGUCUCAGCCUAUUAACACCAGCAUUUGGUCCAGCAACCUUCUUCGUUGACAGGUGCUCGAAGAUACCAUUUUUUCUUCUCUCUGCACUCAUCGCCCUUGCGUUUGUAACAAUUCAUACUUUUUCCAUGGUCAUUGCAUUCAAUGGAUAUGCAGAAGGGAACAAGGUGGACCAGAUUUUUGUUCCUGUAGUUCAUCUUGUAGCAGGCAUGGUGACACUUGUUAAUUUUGCAUCUGGGGGUUGUAUCAUCGGUAUUCCGCUCCUUUUCUUCAUCGCAAUCCUGACGUUAUUGCAUUGUGGGAAGAUGGUGUGGAGGAGGUUAACAGAGAACCGACACAGACAGGGUAGUAUGUAGAAUCCAGAGACUCGUUUCCAAGUAUUGAUGUGCAGUUCCCUCACGCUGUAUCUCUUCUUUUGGCCGUUCCCUUGUCCUGCGUCUGUUGCUCCAAAAGAUCAAGAUAGCAUCAACGGAUUUUGCCACCUGCAGAAAUGUUUUGUUCACAUCACGAGGCCACUUCAUCUUCAGUAAAGUAGUAGACGAUUUAGUUCGGAUAUUCAGGGAUGUUGUACUUGUGUCGAACAGCAAUACAAUCGACUUUAUCUUUCGAGGCUAACUCCAUGUACCUUUUAGACUUCUUUGAAGGUUUUUACCUUUCACACAGAUAUUAAAAAUUAAGUUCUCUGUUUGGUACACCCUUGCCCUCUGUAUUCAUUAAAAUUUUAUAUAUAGAUAUUAAAAACUUAUGUAUAGUUUUGUAAA
Messenger RNA from Pyrus x bretschneideri (Chinese white pear), 1204 nucleotides. RefSeq names its product gamma-secretase subunit APH1-like. NCBI's taxonomy places the organism in Eukaryota, Viridiplantae, Streptophyta, Magnoliopsida, Rosales, Rosaceae. Gene Ontology annotation, cellular component: gamma-secretase complex; endoplasmic reticulum; membrane. Gene Ontology annotation, biological process: protein processing; positive regulation of catalytic activity. The transcript is spliced from 6 exons. Gene Ontology annotation, molecular function: protein-macromolecule adaptor activity. Bases 50 to 799 code for a protein of 249 amino acids. The record is from RefSeq and is a predicted model, not a curated record.